Nakaseomyces glabratus is the source of this 1407-nucleotide messenger RNA. RefSeq names its product bifunctional N-glycosylase/AP lyase NTG1 (gene NTG1). Gene Ontology annotation, biological process: base-excision repair; nucleotide-excision repair; base-excision repair, AP site formation. Gene Ontology annotation, cellular component: nucleus. Gene Ontology annotation, molecular function: oxidized pyrimidine nucleobase lesion DNA N-glycosylase activity; DNA-(apurinic or apyrimidinic site) endonuclease activity. NCBI's taxonomy places the organism in Eukaryota, Fungi, Ascomycota, Saccharomycetes, Saccharomycetales, Saccharomycetaceae. The record is from RefSeq and is a predicted model, not a curated record.
AUGCUGAGGAGCACAAGUCGAUUCAGACCGAGAAGCACCUUGGGAGUCAUACAGUGGCAUACAAUGGCUGUAUUAAGGAAGAGAAAGUCAUCAGCUAAAGAAAUUGCUGUUAAAAAUGAGAACAGUGAGGUUACGAAGUCCAAGUACUUCAAGGAGAGAGUUAAAGUAAAGAAGGAGAGAGAGGUGGACAUAAGCCAUGACCGUGAUUAUGUCGAUAUCAACUGGGUCAAGUCUUUAGAUAGUGAGAACUAUUUCAAAUGGAUUGUGAGUAGAAAUGGUAAUGUUCCUAAUAGAUGGAGCCAGCCAUUUGAUGACACUAUCUUCACAGAUUUAGAUGAAGAGAGUUUUAAACUGCUACCGAAAAACUUUCCCGAAAUCUACAAGAAGAUGAGGUGGAUGAGAUCAUUUAUAAGAGCACCUGUUGAUCUUAUUGGGGGUUCUUCUAUUCCGAUGACUGUGGGAGAAAUUUGCGGUAUAAAAAAAUCGGAGAUUCUUCCCAGGAAUUACAGAUUGCAGGUAUUGGUGGGAGUUAUGUUGUCAGCUCAAACUAAAGAUGAAGUUACUGCCAUGGGAAUGUAUAAUAUUAUGAAAUAUUGUAUUGAGGAGCUCAAAGAUGCUCAAGGAAUUACUCUAGAUGCCUUAUUGAGAAUAGAUGAACAAGUUCUCGAUGAACUAAUACAUUCCGUUGGUUUUCAUAAAAGGAAAGCGAAUUUUAUUAAAAGAACAGCAGCCAUCCUUAACGAAAAAUACGAUCAAGACGUUCCAGACAAUGUUACUGAUAUACUUGGUUUACCUGGUGUAGGACCAAAGAUGGGAUAUCUAACUUUGCAAAAGGCUUGGGGUAAAAUUGAAGGAAUAUGUGUCGACGUUCAUGUUGAUCGGUUGUGUAAGAUGUGGAAAUGGGUUGACCCUGACAAAUGCAAAACACCAAAUGACACCAGGAAACAACUACAGAAAUGGCUACCUCCGAGAUUAUGGACUGAAAUAAAUGGACUACUUGUAGGUUUUGGACAAGUAAUUGGUAAAUCAAGAGGUGCCAACUUCAACAUAUUUCGUGUUAAUAUCGAUGAGAGUAAACAGCGUCAACUUACGGAAAAGACUUUCACAACAUUAUCUAAUUUGAAUGAGUCCAUAAGGUCAAAUAUAACAAGUUAUAGUAAAUGGAUGGGAUUUUUGAUGAAAUUAGACUUGAAAAAGCUUGAGAAUGAUAUGAAGGAAGAGUUGGAUGUCUCGAUAGUAGAAGGUGAACAAAACUCCAUAGAGCUCAAGAAGGAACCUCAUUCUUCCAUCGACAAUAAAUUAGAUGUUGGAGUCAAAUUGGAAGAGAGUUGUGCCAUCAAUGUCGACACAAGUUUGAAAUCUGAAAUACUAAUAAAAAAAGAACCUGACACUAGUCUUUUCGUAUAA